UUGCAACCAAAGGGAAAACAGAGUUAAAAAGAAGAAAAUAUUCAAGGGGUGAAGUGUAAAAAGUGAUAAAAGAUGACCAAAGUGGAGUUGUACAAGUCGCGUGUCUUUGUGACCAUCAUACAUUUGUGUGCUCUGGGUCAGUUCGCCUAUGGUCUCUACUACAGUAGCUUCGAGGUGCAACGGAGCUAUAAAUUAAAAACAAGCGUGAGUCGUCGUCUGGUGCCGGAAGCACUAUCCCAGAAAGUUCGAUUUUUGUCCUACUGGUCGCUGAUAAUACAAGCGCUGUAUUACGUGGUCUCUUUGGUCAAUGAUUUUGUCGGAACAAAUGAGCUAGCGCCUAAAAAUGCGCCAACUAUACGCAAAUUUAAGGAUUAUCUGAUGGCUACUUUAGCUUUUCCCGUGGCGCUUAAUGUCGGUGUCACUUUCUGGACCCUAUAUGCCAUUGAUCGCGAACUGGUCUUUCCUAAAGUGCUGGAUCCUGUAUUUCCAAGCUGGCUUAAUCAUGUCUUGCACACGAAUAUUAUGGUUUUUAUUGUGUUGGAGUUGUUCACCUCAUACCGGGCCUAUCCGAAGCGCAGCAAGGGCCUCACUGGCUUAGCCAUUUUUAUGGUCAGCUACCUGAUCUGGAUUCACAUUAUUAAACACUAUUCGGGCGUAUGGGUUUAUCCAGUGCUGGAGGUGCUGCAGCUGCCUCAACGCAUUGUAUUCUUUGUGGCCGUACUUGGCUUUACCUUUGCCCUCUACCUGCUCGGCGAGUUUCUGAACAACAUUGUGUGGGCCAAGGAAGUAAAGCUCGCCAAGCGCAAGUCAACCUAGGCUGUGUACAGGCUAUUGUCUGUGUGUGUAUAGUCAAUAAUGUCAAUAUGUGUGUGCGCUUGCGUGUAUUUGAUCAAUUUUGCAACUAUUAAAAGAGCAUGUUUUUUGCUUAUAUUUUACAUAAACUAUAUAAAUGCAAAUGUUUAUCAUAUA
Scaptodrosophila lebanonensis is the source of this 969-nucleotide messenger RNA. RefSeq names its product androgen-induced gene 1 protein. The transcript has 3 exons. The coding region runs from base 73 to 816 and encodes 247 amino acids. Gene Ontology annotation, cellular component: membrane; endomembrane system. NCBI's taxonomy places the organism in Eukaryota, Metazoa, Arthropoda, Insecta, Diptera, Drosophilidae. The record is from RefSeq and is a predicted model, not a curated record.